GCAAGGCGUCUAUUUCCUUUUGUCCCGCCCUUCCCUGCUUCCGACUGGCGGGUUUCAAACCCACGGGAGCCAAUGAGAGCGAGCGGACGCGCUGUGUUCCAGCCGUAGCUACAGGCGCGGGUUUUGAAGAAAAACUGUCGCGGAGGAGUCAUGGUGCCACCGCGACCGUCCGCAGCUGCCGAAGAGCGGCAGAGAAAGCUCCAGGAGUACCUAGCAGCCAAGGGAAAACUGAAGUGCCAAAACACCAAGCCUUACCUAAAAGCCAAGAAUAAUUGUCUGAAUCCUCCACCUUCUAAAUCUACUACUGUACCCAAAAAGAAUGUUACCAAUUAUGUUGCUUUGCCUGUCAAAGCUACAAGACCCAUCAGCACUGAACUCCAGCCCCGACCUCCCAAAGGCCCAGGAUCCCAGAAGCCAAAGUUGGAGCCACCAAAACUUCUGGGCAAAAGGCUGACUUCAGGAUGUAUUUCUUCUAACUUAAACUCUAAGCCUUCCAGCAAUCGUCAACAACACCAUGAAGAGGGAUCAUCCACUACUGGCGAAUUGCCUACAGAAACUAUGGGGUCACUUAAUAUACAGGAACUGAAAACUGCAAAGCAGCAGGUAGCAGAUCAAGGAAAUACUAAGUGUGCAGACUCUGUGGACUGUAACCAUGUUGAAAAUGAAUCCUUAGAUAGCUUUCUAAAAGAGAUAAACAAAGAAAACUUGCCCCAAACCUUACUAGACUCUGAAAGGAAGUCAAAUCCUGAAUUAUGGACAAUAUGUAAGCCAAAGACUAAUUCUUAUAAUCAAACCAAGAGCAGUUUGGCUCCUAAACAAGCCUUGGGCAAAAGUUCUGGGAAUAGUGCUUUUCUGAAAGACCGAGUUAAUAAACAAUUUGUUGGAAAAACACAAAUUAGGAUUCCACCAGUAAAGUCACAGCAACUCUCUAGAGGAACAAACCUUGCAAGACCAGGAGAAAAACUCCCAAAGACGGCUCCCUAUCACUACGUUCAGACCCUUAGUAGGACUCAAGCAUCAAGGAAACCAGUGGUCAAGGACAUAAAGGAUAUAAAGGUUAAUAGGGGUAAAUACGAAAGACCAAAUGAAACUAAGGUACAGUCACACACUGUUACUGAACAGAAAGUAAAACACACCAAACCCCGGACAUGCCCUAGUGUGCUUCCGGGAGGCUGUAACAACAGACAUCCAAACACUAGGCAAGAUCAGAAAUCCACUCAACCUUGUUGUAGACCUCGGACAUCAUGUGCACUACAAAAAUCAAAAGCCAUAAGCCAAAGGCCUAAUUUGAUAGUUGGCACUUUCAAUUCAGUCGUUCCAAGCACCCCUAACAUAACAGCAAAUGGAACCAAUGGGAAUAGAUGCAGCAACAGCUGUCAACAAAAAGCACAGAUUUUGGACACCAAGUUGAAAAAGACUCUUCCCCAGAACCAUUUUCUCAAUAAGACAGCUCCCAAAACUCAAGCUGGUAACAAAACCAUACAUGGAGGAAGAGUCCCAAAUGGGACCCAAACUAAUCCAAAUAUUAAGAAGAAGAUCACAGCAGAGGACCGAAGGAAACAACUGGAAGAAUGGCAGAAAUCUAAGGGGAAAAUCUAUAAACGGCCUCCUAUGGAACUUAAAACAAAAAGAAAAAUAAUAGAGGAAAUGAAUAUUUCAUUCUGGAAGAGUAUGGAAAAAGAAGAUGAAGAAAAGAAAGCACAACUUGAACUGUCCAAUAAAAUUAACAACACUCUGACAGAAUGUCUGCAGUUCAUUGAAAGGGGUAUACUUUCUAAUGAAGUAUUUACCAUAUUGUCCAGUAUUCCUGAGGCCAAAAAAUUUGCUAAAUUCUGGAUCUGCAAAGCAAAGUUAUUGGCCAGUAAAGGUACCUUUGAUGUCAUUGGGCUGUAUGAAGAGGCCAUUCGAAAUGGGGCAACACCAAUACAAGAGUUGCGUGAAGUUGUUCUUAAUAUUUUGCAAGACACAAACAGAACCACAGAAGGAGUUACCUCUGACUCUUCAGUUGCUGAGAUGAAUAUAACGUCAAUAGAAGAGCUGGCCAAUAAAACGGAAUCUGAAAAGUCUUGUCUUUCUCUAAAAGAGAGAGAACAGGUUACAGGAACACCCCAAAUAACCAAGGCAGAGCAGGAUAACCAUCCUGGUAUCAAAUUACAGGUGGCCCCCAUCCCUCGGAUAAGUGGAAUAGCAGAAGUGCAUGACAUGAAGCUGAUCACUCCUGUGCGCCGGUCGGCGAGGAUUGAGCGAGCGGUGUCCCGCUACCCGGAAAUGCUGCAGGAACACGAUUUGGUGGUGGCUUCUCUUAACGAGCUGUUAGAAGUGGAAGAAACAGAGUGUUUUAUAUUCCGUAAAAAUGAGGCUUUGCCUGUCACAUUAGGGUUUAAAAUCCUUGAGUCAUAAUUUCUUAAUGCC
Messenger RNA from Felis catus (domestic cat), 2412 nucleotides. It is a transcript of the gene CKAP2L, whose product is annotated as cytoskeleton associated protein 2 like. Bases 151 to 2400 code for a protein of 749 amino acids. Lineage: Eukaryota; Metazoa; Chordata; Mammalia; Carnivora; Felidae. The record is from RefSeq and is a predicted model, not a curated record. The transcript has 9 exons. Gene Ontology annotation, cellular component: centrosome; cytosol; mitotic spindle.